Messenger RNA from Lodderomyces orthopsilosis Co 90-125, 858 nucleotides. RefSeq lists its product as uncharacterized. Gene Ontology annotation, cellular component: cytoplasm. The record is from RefSeq and is a predicted model, not a curated record. Gene Ontology annotation, molecular function: protein binding. Lineage: Eukaryota; Fungi; Ascomycota; Pichiomycetes; Serinales; Debaryomycetaceae. The transcript is spliced from 2 exons. Gene Ontology annotation, biological process: regulation of translational initiation. The coding region runs from base 1 to 858 and encodes 285 amino acids.
AUGUCUAUUGAAGAAUUGAUCGAUGAAGUAAGUGCAAUAGAAGCAAUAUACCCAGACUCUGUGCAUAAUGAGGCACCUCAGAUUUAUACAUUUGCCAUCCCUAAUCACGAGCUGAUUAAAAUCCAAGUCAAUUUCCCCAUUACUUAUCCUGACCAAAGCCCCGAAUUGCUUCUACUCGUCAAUGAAGAGAAGUUGAGAUACACAGACACUACGUAUUUGGAAAAAGUCGUCAAAUCAGUGAUGAUGAAAACUUUUGUCUCCGGUCAAGUAUUGAUUUACGAGCUUUUAAGUCAGUUACAGGAGUUUCUUGAUGAAUAUUUGAAGGAACGUGCCACUGAAGCCAUAGAACCACUGACUCAUGAAGAGUUAGCGAAACAGCCAUUGUGCCACGAGACUCCUGUUGCAAAUAAAUUGGGGGACGUAUCCGAUCACACCCUUGAUUGGACGAAAUCGGAUGUGAUAACUGAUCGUCGUUCCACCUUCGUUGCUUAUGCAAAAGCAGUUGAAAAUUUAGAGGAGGCUACUCUGUACUUGGAAAACCUACUACUGGAUAAGAGAGUCUCAAAGGCCGCCCACAACAUUUCAAGUUGGAGGAUAAAAACAAAAGACAACAUAAGCUAUCAAGAUUGUGAUGAUGAUGGCGAGACAGCAGCUGGUGGAAGAUUACUACAUUUACUUCAGAUGAUGGAUGUGUGGAAUGUGGUUGUCGUGGUUAGUCGGUACUUUGGUGGCAUUCACUUGGGACCUGAUAGAUUCAAACACAUCAACACAGCCGCUAGAGAUGCUGUCACAAAAGGAGGAUUUCUUCCAAAAAACAGUAAACUGAAGGAGACAAGUCAUAGCGCAAAAAGAAAAUAG